This is a messenger RNA of Penicillium diatomitis, 1464 nucleotides long. RefSeq lists its product as uncharacterized. Bases 1 to 1464 code for a protein of 487 amino acids. The record is from RefSeq and is a predicted model, not a curated record. The transcript has 3 exons. Lineage: Eukaryota; Fungi; Ascomycota; Eurotiomycetes; Eurotiales; Aspergillaceae.
AUGGCAGAUCAAGCUCGAUCACGCCCAGCUUGGAUGCCUCCAACAGCCGAGUUGGCUUUUGCAAUGGCAAUUGUCAAGCUCAAGCCUGUUGGCAUUACUGUGAAAGACCACAUCUUUGCAAUCCGAGAAAACGUCAAAAAGGUCGACGACAGCAAACCACAUCUUUCUGACAAGUUCUGGGACAGUGCUGCUCACUGGCGCAACGCUUUUUUGAAAUCUGAAACUGAGCAGACGAAACUUCACAACCGGAUCUUCGAGCUGGAACAGAAAAAUACAGAGCUGAAUCUGAAGCUCAAUAUUGCUGGACCAUCUUUGAAGCGCGAAAUCGAAGAUUUUGAAGUAGAGCUCACCACUGCCAGAAAGAGAUCGAAAAAGAACGAACCAAAUGCCUACUCGCGCGACUAUAUCCGGUUUCAUCACACCUACAAAGGGGUGUCUUUCUUAAGACACAUGGUUAUCCUGACUCGCGCCUUGCAAGUCAAGCGGGUGAAACGGGACAAAAUGAAAAUGCUCGCGGCACACUCUGCAGAUCUCUGCAAACAAGCAGAGAGGGGAGUUUUGACUGUCAUCCAGUCCCAGAUCGAGACCAUGCUGAGUUUGAGAGACCCCCAGCCGUGGAAAUACAAAGAGCCCAAACUUAGCGCAGUUGUCAAGGCAGUAGAGAUGUCCUGGCUUCUACUACAGCAGGUUCUUGUGAAAACCAAGUCGCCCACCGACGCCAGUGAUCCGAGGAAGCAGGUUGUCUACUUCAUGGUGUGCCUUUUUGAAUCGAUCGCCACCGCGCUCGCCCAAUACUGCAAGGCCCUUGCGAAAGUGAACAUGGUGAUGCCUGGCCCGGCUGCUUCCAAGAAAAAGCAGACGAAGAAUGUCUUUGAGCCCAGUGAGGACCGCUCGGGAACGGAGUAUGUUCUCACUGGACUUCUUGCUGCGCUGGUUCGAUCCCUGGAUUUGAGCGAGGAGCCCUGUCGAGCAGUCUUGGAAGGCAUGCUCUAUACUAUAGUGAACCGGGUCGGACAGAUGCUUGCUUUUUACAGCUUCGACGGCAUGGCGCUGCCGCAUCUUAGCAUCCCGGACUUGAAACCUCCUCGGGGUCUCGAAGAAAUGCAAAGAGCCGGAAUGACACCCGAAUGGGCCGAGAUCGAAGCGAGACAGCUCGUCCUUUUCCUUCGCAAAAUAUCAAUUACCGGCAACUGUUUCUCAGCUGACCGAUUUACCGGUAAUCGUUCGCAAGUCGACAUGAGAAAGCAAUUGCAGACCAAGAUGACAAACCAAUUACUCACGGCGGUCUUUGGCGAAGCAGAACCGGAUUUCCACAAUCGACUCACUCGUGCAUCGACUCCGCCUCCGAAUGAGGAUGUCAUGCCGAAGGAUGAUAGCUCGACGUUCAAAGAAUGGUUCGUGCAGCAUGUCUGGCACUUGAUCGGCUGGGAGUGCCUUGCCAAGAUGGAAACGGACACUGCGUGA